Molecule: messenger RNA, 312 nt
Organism: Exophiala mesophila
Lineage: Eukaryota; Fungi; Ascomycota; Eurotiomycetes; Chaetothyriales; Herpotrichiellaceae
Exons: 2
Coding region: 1-312 (103 amino acids)
Source: RefSeq, a predicted model, not a curated record
AUGGCCACUGAUGCUACGGCACACUUUGGCAUCCUGAUGUUUCACUUCUUCGGUGCCCUCAUCGGAUUCUGGGGCGAGAUAACGGGUUCCGACGCCAUCCACGUGCUCGACAUACUCUGCACGUGCGUCUAUGCCGGCGUCAAGUCCUACCUAACAAGUCCGGAUUACUGGUUCGUCGGAAUGCAGCUGGUGAGCAGGCUCGGGUGCAUGAUCGUGGACGUUCUCUACAAGAAGCUCGUGGUCCCGAGCAUCUACCACGAGUGGAUCGCGAGUUACGGACUCGACCCGCCCGACGAGGGACAGCUGAAGUAG